AUUCGAUCGAAUCAAUUCAAUAUUCCCUAAACUAAAUCAUAGAGCGCUCAACCUUUCCGCCCCUCUACGCACACGAGUCACGACACCGCCGCUCCUCCACGGCUCCACAUUCCGCGCCAGCGGCGGAACUACAAUAGAGGUUGGGGGCCUGUGAGCCCACUUCUGCAGCCCGCCACUCAAGCCUAUUUUCAGGUUUAAACUUUUAUUAAGAACGGCCCAUUCGCCCAAAUGCCCCCGAUCGACAGAUUCAUCCCCUUCUGCGCAGAACUCCAGCAAUUCAGCAACACAGCAAGCCAGGUUAGCCAGCAACGCCAUUGCGUCAACUAAGAGUGAGGAGGAGUGACGCUGCCCUGCCCACCUGGCUGUCUUGCGGCCUUGCCGGAGGCUUGGUCACCCGGCGACCUUCACUUUUCUAUUUUGUAUCUCGGAGUUGGUUCUGCCACUGGCUCCGCCUUUCCGCUCCUCCACGCUCCGCCUUUCCGCUCCUUCACGCUCCGCCUUUCUGCUCGGCCUCUCCUUCAUUACUGCUCGACGGUCCACAUCAACUCAGUCGGUGUUCCAACUCUUUUCUCCUUUGAAGGCUUUUCCAUCCUGUUCAGGUGUGCGGUUGAAACAUGAUAUUGAAUAACUCCAUUCAUAAAUCCCACUAUGACGUCUUGGGUGUUAGGGAGGAUGCAAACUAUGAUCAUAUUCGAACAGUUUAUCGAUCUGCCAUCCUCAGCUUCCAUCCAGACAAACUACAUGACAAUAACUACACAUCAAAUGCAUUCUCCUCUUCCAAGCAUGACAAGACUAAGGAAACAUUCUUAGAGAUACAAAAGGCAUGGGAAGUCCUCAGCGACCACAGAUCACGCGCCGUUUAUGAUCACGAAUUGCGUUCUCUGAGACAAGAUGCAUCAACCGCUGAAGAUUUGGGGUUUGAUGAUCUCCAAAUGGAAGUGUGUGGUGGUGAUGAUGAUGUUAUAGAGCUCUCUUACCCUUGUAGAUGUGGUGACUUUUAUGUGAUUGAUUCUUUGGAUUUGGCAAAUAUGGGAUAUCCAUUGGUGAAGAAGGAUGGAAGGGAAAUCUUCACAGUAGAAGCAUCCAAAGAUUUACCAGUAUCAGUUGUUUUGCCCUGUGGGUCUUGCUCUCUCAAGGUCCGUUUGCUGAUAAGUCCAGAUUCCAAACUGGCUUCUACUUCUGGGCCAUGAUGGUGUUUUAGUCGAUAGGAAAGUUACAUUGUAAUCUUUUAGUAUGAAUUUGAUAACCUUACUUUUGUUCUUCACAGGUGCAGUACAUUACUCUUGUUUAUUACAUUUACAAAAAUUGAG
Molecule: messenger RNA, 1310 nt
Organism: Cuscuta europaea
Lineage: Eukaryota; Viridiplantae; Streptophyta; Magnoliopsida; Solanales; Convolvulaceae
Source: the annotation of a GenBank genome assembly